CGACGAUUACUGACGGAUUUGCCCGAGGCGAGCAAGAGGCAAGAUGCGCAUGCGUGGCCAGAUGCGUACGAGCUGUCCGUGAACAUGUUGUGCCCUCGCUAGCACCCUGGCAGAUACCCAUCCGCCAUGACAGCCCGCUUUGACAUGCACUGCGCACUACUCAGAAGAUGGCAGUCCCGAUGGCCACUCAGGGACGAUGGCCACACAAAGGACAAAGCACGCUUUGACAAUACUUCAAACACCGAGUGGCACAGUGUGUGGCGUAGCCUCGUAUAAAAGGAUUCGCUAUGCCGUACGCCCGAACAUCUCCCCUUCCAUUGCACGCACCCACGCGAGACACCGCAGCGAUGCACCGUGCCCUCUGCAUAUCCGAGAUUAUCCGCGACGUCUUUGUCUACGCCUCGCAGCAGUGCAUCUUAGACGACACCACCAGACGAGUGUGCGCAUGGCACGCUUGUGGGACGAACUAUCCCAUUACGCAGAGGGGACAUCCAACGCCUCGGCAUGCGUGCUUGCUUGCGGUAGCACUGAGCUGCAAGACGUUCUCGGGUGUUGCACUCGAUCUUCUAUGGCGUGUUCUUGACUCGCCAGAACCUUUACGAAGCCUGAUGAAGUACCAUAGCAUCUCGGUAAGGAUCCAGCCCGAGUAUGCGUUCGGACCUCUGAACCAUCAUUGCAGGAUGCAGAGGAAGGCACUCCCAAGGCACGCGCGCGCUACCGUGUUUACACCAACCGCGUCAAGGGAUUGCUGUCCGAUCCCAACGUACAGGCCAGCAAGCGAGCUGACUCACAUACCAAACAGCUCUUCACCCUCCCCAAACUCCGCUCCGUCCGGAUCGACAUCGCGCCUUCGUCCAAAUACCAGCGUCCCUUCGGACUCCUCACGAACUCCCUCACCGAUGUACGCGUCUCUUUCAUCGGCAGCGGGCGGCACUGGUCCUUAGCCAGAGCGUCGAGCUACGUGAACAACUACCUCGAUGCCCUGGCGAAGCAGCCCUGCUUAUCCACGCUCGAACUCGACUGGCUGCCGGUUAUCCCGGACCCCGCGCUGCUCACCAGCCUCACGAAGCUACGCUCGCUGCGAGUCGCACUGCUGGCGGACAUCGCUGACGCGAUCCCCUUCCUCGCCGCGCUGCACGCAUCCAGCAUCCCCAAUGUCAGGAUAUUCAUCGAGCAGGAGGACUGCGACGUCCCUAUCGUAGACUAUCGCAGGACGAGCGUCGGAAGUCCCGUGGAGCUCUGUCUGAGCGGCAACCCCA
Molecule: messenger RNA, 1259 nt
Organism: Fomitopsis serialis
Lineage: Eukaryota; Fungi; Basidiomycota; Agaricomycetes; Polyporales; Fomitopsidaceae
Exons: 3
Coding region: 348-944 (198 amino acids)
Source: RefSeq, a predicted model, not a curated record